Messenger RNA from Polyodon spathula (Mississippi paddlefish), 1604 nucleotides. RefSeq names its product hydroxysteroid (17-beta) dehydrogenase 3 (gene hsd17b3). Bases 94 to 1056 code for a protein of 320 amino acids. Gene Ontology annotation, molecular function: oxidoreductase activity. Gene Ontology annotation, cellular component: endoplasmic reticulum. Lineage: Eukaryota; Metazoa; Chordata; Actinopteri; Acipenseriformes; Polyodontidae. The record is from RefSeq and is a predicted model, not a curated record. The transcript has 12 exons.
GGAUUAGUUCUAUAGUCUCCACACUCUCGCUCUGUUGUUGGUACUUGCUGGCAGUGUUUCGGCAACGGAAGUGCAUGUGUGCAAUAUACUGCGAUGAGUUUCCUAGAUCUGAUUCUAAUUUCUGUUGGAGCCAUAGUUGCACUAGUGUAUGUUCUAAAAUUCAUUAAGCUUGUGAAGAUCCUUUUUCCAAAGACCUGGUAUCCCCUGUCUCGAUCUUUCUUUUCAUCACUGGGAGAGUGGGCAGUUAUCACUGGAGGAACAGAUGGAAUCGGUAGAGCAUAUGCCUUUGAGCUUGCAAAGCGUGGAAUGAAUAUUGUUCUCAUCAGUAGAACUCUUGAGAAGCUCAUUAAGGUUGCCAAGGAAAUUGAAGAUGACACUGGAAGAAGUGUGAAAGUAAUCGCAUCAGACUUUACCAGAGAAGAUAUUUAUGAAAACAUAGAAGACAAUCUAAAGGGCCUUGAUGUUGGUAUUUUGGAUUAUUCUUUGCACGGGAUGACAUUUAUACACAAGAUAAGAGUCAACAAUGUUGGGAUGCUUUUUAGCCCCAUGCCUCGUCGUUUUCUUGAUGUGGAAAAUCUUGACACGGGUAUAACAAACCUCAUCAACUGCAACAUGAAGUCUUUAGUAAUGAUGUCCAAGAUCAUUUUGCCACAUAUGGAAAAGAGAAAGAAAGGAUUGAUUCUAAACCUGUCCUCAGGUACAGGUUGUUUUCCUUGGCCAUUGUACAGCAUCUAUUCAGCAUCAAAGGUUUUUGUUGACAGAUUUUCAAGAGGUCUUCAAUCUGAAUACGGAUAUAAAGGAGUCACUAUUCAGUCUAUAGCACCUUAUGGAGUUUCCACCCCUAUGACACAAAACCAGAAGACUAAUAUGGUAACUAAAACUGCACAGGAUUUUGUAAAUGAAUCAUUGGACCGUGUUUUGGUUGGGGACCACAACCAUGGAUGCUUUUCUCAUGAAAUUCUGGCAUUGAUAAUAAAAGCAAUUCCAUUAUGGGUCCUGCACAGCAACGUGUUACAGGAGAAAGUCAUUGAUUAUUUAAAGAACAAGUUGCCUUAAUCAGACUUGUGAAGAUUUCAUUUUAUCUUUACACAUAUCUAGAGACUGGCUUAAUACCGAUUGCUCAUUUUUUGUGUUAACACCAGCUAUGGGGUAUGUUUUAGCUUUUAGAUUGUAAUGGCUGGUUAUCUGGGGUGCCAGGCAAAUGUAUAAAUCUACCAUAUUUAACUGUCACCAACCCACUACUAGGACAUAGUAAUUCACUUUUAUAUAUGUGACACCAUAACACCCUAUAUAAUGCCCAGGGAAUAAUAAUAGCUGUAUGUAAUUGAGAAAUAAACAGGACACAGGAGUUAAAACAGCUAGAGAAGAAGCACUGAGGAACCGCAGUCCUCAAGCAUUUAUUGCGCUCUACAGGUAACAAGCAGACCUCUUUGCUACUGGCUCAGUUACACAAACAAGUGAAUUAAAAUAUGCUGUAGUUAAUUACAUCAAUUGACCAAUCACACUGUUGGUUAUAUUGUGCCCAAUAAAUAAAUAUGUUGCACACAGGGUAAUUAAGUAAAUUGCAAUCAAUAAUGCAAAGUAAGAAUGCUUUCAAAAAUAGA